Molecule: messenger RNA, 2517 nt
Organism: Metschnikowia bicuspidata var. bicuspidata NRRL YB-4993
Lineage: Eukaryota; Fungi; Ascomycota; Pichiomycetes; Serinales; Metschnikowiaceae
Product: protein phosphatase regulator
Exons: 2
Coding region: 1-2517 (838 amino acids)
Cellular component (GO): cytoplasm
Molecular function (GO): protein phosphatase regulator activity; protein phosphatase 1 binding
Source: RefSeq, a predicted model, not a curated record
AUGAACGGAAGCCCGGGGAACGAGGCCGCCACUAAAGACAGCGAUGAGGUGUCGUUGAAGUUUGAACCAAAAUUCAUGGACUCCUUGGAUGCUCGUGUCAUGCAAUACAAGUAUGCCUUAGUCAAGCUUGAACGCCUCAUAGAAGCUGUGGACGACUCACUUAAGGCAGUCAAUGAUAGCCCCGACACUAUCAUUUUGAUCCAUUAUCUUAUUUACCUCGCGUCGAACUUAUUUGCCAUCCACGAACCAGGCUUUCUUCCCAAAUUAAAGGCACUUGAGAACUUCAAACUAAUCAAGUCUGCUUCUGUAGUGGUCUCUCAAGUAGUCACGCAUAUCCCAUAUGAUAUGAGGGACCUGGAGACUGUGCCUUUUGAUGACUUACCUUCAUCAGCCUCCUCGGUAUCUUGCUUGAAAGCAUUUCGUGCUCUAUGUCUCACUUGCCAGGACGCUUAUCAAAAGAGAUACCUCAAUGCGUCCAAGGAAAUUGCAAAUGAUGAGUACCUACAAGAUCUUGACUCCUUGUUUACCAAGUCAUUUUUUGACGUUGAAAAAGAUUUUGACUUGGUCUUAAGCAGUGGUUUAUUCGAGAAAUCGUGUCUAAUGUUUCGAGUGAAUACCCAAACAAGCUUUUGUGAUGAUUACUCCGAGGCUUCAUUAAUUGACAUUGACUUGUGUUCGCUCUUCACUAUCACCGAGGAGACGUCCAAGAUGCUCAACAGGCAGAAACCGAUGAUCGAGAAGUACAAGACGAUCAAACAGGCGCCCAAAAAUCUCCAAGACAAGCAGCUCAAAGACACCAUAUACAAUGCUUACGCCCUACACAGGGUAUUUUUUUGGGCUCUAAGGGUUAAUGAAUUGUAUUUCAUCCUUCGAAAGUUUGGCCGUCAAAUCUUCGUCUCCAACCAUGAUCAUUUACACGAUCAAAAGUUUGGUUCAUUUGUGAGCAAAUCGCAUCACUACCGUGAAAUGCUUAAAGAUAUCGAUGAGAAUUUCUUCAACACGAAGAAAAAUGGGGUUUUGAUAGCCACCAUUACUCGAUUUCUCCGGAUGGACUCAAAUCAAGAAAUCACUCCGAAAUCCAUCUUCGAGUUUGUUGGUUUUGUGUUCCAAAGUGUUACAUAUAUUGAAGGGUUAUUGAGCGUGUUAAAAGAAUUUGGAAACACUUGGAUUUCCGCAGAAUUGGCAUUUAGAACCUCGCACAAUUUACCAGUGGACUAUCUUCUUAAAAUCAAUGACAUUGUUGAAAGCGAGAAAGUUCAAGAUUUGAAGGCCAAGAGGCAAAGAGCUCAAAUUCUUGCCAAGCAAAAAGCUAAACAAAAUGUUUCUUCAAACGUCAAAACGCCCACCAACCGGCAAGUUAUACCUGUGAUUAAAGCUCCUAUUAAGCUGCCUGCAGCUUCUAGCUCGCCUGCAAGUUCAAUUGAUUCCAAAAAAUCUGUAUCUUCCCUGGAACUGGGUUCUAAAUUGCGAACGGGUUCUUUGACUAGUAAACCCUCGGGAGCUCAAAGCCCUUUGUUUCUCCAAAGGCAGUCAUCAGCAACAUCUCUCCAAGCAAACUCAUCAACAACAAGUUUAACGGAAAAGGCUUCAACGACUCCCACAGGGCGACGCCGUUCGAGUUCUCAGCCUAUAUCUUACAAUGCAGCUGCGACAGCCUUAAAGGGUAAUACUGGUCCAGUACCAGUCAAGCAAGAAUACUUUACUCGCUCCCCUAGUGGUAGCAUCAAGAGAUCUGGUCUGAUGACAAAAAAACCCUCGCAGACAUUGAUUGCAUCACCUGCCAGCAACAAACGUCCUGUUAUGGAUGUUGUCGAAGAACACAAAGAGAUUUCCCAACCCAAAGCUGAAGUUAAAAAAUCGGCCAGUCAAAAGUUUCAGCAACACUUAUUGGAGGCUUCCCGAUCAGGCGCAUUGUACAGCAAGGAAAAAGAGGUAUUCAACAAUGUGGUAUUUGACCCGAACAAUCCAUCUGCCACAAAUUUGCGGAGACAAUCAAAGGUCUCGGUCGCCUCGAAUCGGAAAGAGAAUUCUGUCUCUUCUCUUAAAGAGAAUCCUAAUGCGCCACAAGCGCUUGUCGAUCAGAAACCAACACGCGCUCAAAUUACUAAAAUCAAUACCAGAAGAAACAGUGUGGUCAUGCAAUCCAACAACCCAAGCCGUGCAAGCGAUAUAAGCCGGAACUCCAUGAUAUCCACUCUGUCUCAAACCUCAUCUGCAAUGGAGAGCGUUGUGAUUAAGAAAGUACGAUUCACAGGGGUACCUGAGUACACUCCAGCAGAAGACGCACCUGAAACUCAAACAAGUAGAAUAUUGAAGAGCUUUGCGGCGUUGAAAAUUCCGGCUGUUAAAAGUACAACGGUGAAACGCAAGGAUGAGGAGUUUAAGCAGGAGGAAAGUCAGCUUUUCAAACAAUACAUCACCCACGGUGACCCGAAGGCACUUCAGACUUAUAACGGCAUAUACGCCCCAGGAUCACAAAUUUCGCUGAAGUUUGCGAGAUUCAAAAACAGAUUUUAG